Molecule: messenger RNA, 1193 nt
Organism: Elaeis guineensis (African oil palm)
Lineage: Eukaryota; Viridiplantae; Streptophyta; Magnoliopsida; Arecales; Arecaceae
Product: NDR1/HIN1-like protein 1
Biological process (GO): defense response to other organism
Cellular component (GO): plasma membrane; plasmodesma
Source: RefSeq, a predicted model, not a curated record
AAACAACCCACCCAUGCAGUUAUCUGUACAUCUCCUCCUCUGCUACUGCUGUUAAUACUAUAUUAUCUCAUCUUCAACUCUCCUUCCUUCCACAAUUAUCGCCUUCUCCUCCCUCUUCUCUAUCUCGCUAAUUCCCACCUCAAUUCCAAUCCAGAGUAGAUAGGCUGUUAGGAUAAAUAGAUAAGAUGUCGUUCAAGGACUGGGUCGACGACGGGUACUGGCAAUGGAAGCAGCACAAGCUGUUCCGCCGCCUCUUCACCUGCUUCCUUUGCCUCAUCAUCCUGGUGCUCUUCGUGAUCCUGGUCGUCUGGCUGGUCCUCCGUCCGUCGAAGCCUAAGUUCUACCUCCAGGAGGCCACCGUCGGCCAGUUCAACCUCUCGGAUCCCAAUCUCCUCUCCUCCGUCAUCCAGGUAAGCAUCUCCUCCCGCAACCCCAACGACCACAUCAGCAUCUACUAUGACCGCCUCGACGUCUAUGCCGACUACCGGGGCCAGCAGAUCAGCGCGCCCCCCACCGCCCUUCCCACCAUCUACCAGGACCGCAACGAUGUCAUCGUCUGGUCCCCCUACCUCAACGGCACCGCCAUCCCCCUCGCCCCCUACCUCGCCUCCGCUGUCGUCCAGGACGAGUCCGCCGAAGUCAUCCUCAUCCAUAUUAAGAUCGACGGCAGCCUCCGGUGGAAGGUCGGCACCUGGAUCUCUGGCCACUACCACUUCAACGUCAACUGCCCCGCCUUCUUCACCGUCGACUCCAGCAAGAGAUUCUUGUUCGAGAAUAACACCUCCUGCAGCGUCGAUGUCUGAUAGCGACGGUGACCUUCUUCUUUCCACCACCUCCUCGUAUCCCCUCCAGCGAUCACAUCCGACUUUGUCACUCUUCUUGAUGUCGGUUUGGUUUAACCCAGCGCAAGAAUUAAGCAAUAUAGCGGUGCAUGUAAAAAUUUUUUAAUUUAGGGAGGGAUAAUAAAUAAAUUGCUACGUGGGAUACAUCGUGGUUACUGUUAAAUGUUUGAUCACAGCCGUUUGAUUGGAAAUGAACGGGAAAGAUAAGGUUGAAGUGUACGGAUUGAUCGAGCCAGGAUGGAGCAGGACUGACGUCAUGAUCCUCUUGUUCUCUGCACCUGCGGUCCAUUUCUUUAUGUGUAUUUAAUGGGAUUUGAUUUCAAUACCCCGUGAUAGCCCUUUGUUCCAUUU